This is a messenger RNA of Micropterus dolomieu (smallmouth bass), 996 nucleotides long. Its product is annotated as GTPase IMAP family member 7-like. The transcript is spliced from 3 exons. The record is from RefSeq and is a predicted model, not a curated record. NCBI's taxonomy places the organism in Eukaryota, Metazoa, Chordata, Actinopteri, Centrarchiformes, Centrarchidae. Bases 1 to 996 code for a protein of 331 amino acids. Gene Ontology annotation, molecular function: GTP binding.
AUGGAUGCUUUAACAAGGAUUGUGGUGUUGGGAAAAACUGGAAUCGGGAAGAGCAGCAUCGCUAACACCAUAUCUGGAGAGACUGUGUUCGAGGUAGACCAUUCAGCCUUAUCUGGAACAAGUGAAUGUCAAGCAAAAAACAUAUCUGUCAAUGGAAGAAGCAUUAAGUGGAUUGACACUCCUGGGUUCUUUGACACACGGAGGUCUGAGAAGGAGAUGAAGCCUGAGAUAGUGAGGUGCAUCACAGAGUGCGCUCCUGGGCCUCAUGUUUUUCUCAUUGUGCUCAAAGUGGAGAAAUACACAGAGCAUGAGCAGGCUGUCAUAAAUAAACUCCAAGAAUAUUUCUCAGAAGAAGCUUUAAAAUAUUCCAUAGUUCUCUUUACACAUGGUGACCAGCUCGCUGAGGGAGAGACUAUCGAGCAGUUUGUCCUGCGAAGUAAAGAUCUGAGUGAUAUUGUGAGGAAGUGUGAGUGCCGGUGCCACAUCAUUGAUAAUAAAUACUGGAAGAACAACCAACAGGAUGGAUACAGGAGCAACCAGUUCCAGGUAGAAGAGCUACUCAAGACAAUAGAUAAAAUGAUUGAGGCCAACAAAGGAGGCUACUUUACCAAUGAGAUGCUCCAAGAAGCAAAUAGAAAAGCAGAGGAAGAACAAGAGCGUAUCAGACAAUCAUAUCCAAACAUGUCACUAGAGGAGAUCACACAAAGGGCUAAAACCAGUGUCUUUGAAAAUUUUUGGCUUAAAUUUGCUGGUGGUGCUACAGCAGCAGCACUGUUGGUAGCUUUCCUUGUUCUCACAUCCCUCACCCCCAAACCCUGUUUCUCACCUCUUUCAAAGGGCAGCACAGUGGCCCAGUGGGCAGCACUGUGGCCCCAAAGCAAGAAGGGUCUCGACCCCCGGGUUCCUAGCCACUCCAGCCCCCAAACCCUAAACAACCCCCUUCAUCCCUCCACUCUCGACUCCUUCAUCCCUCUCACCUCAAUCCCUCCAUCCUAA